CCCCGCACGCGCGGGCUCGUUGUGCUGAACGGCGCGAUCCAGACGUGUGCAGGCUUAUGAGCCCGGAAGGCGGCGCAGUCAGACGGGUGUGCUCUUGGUUCGCUGGACGACGCGCGCAGACUUGGUCCAGUUUUUUUUCCCGCUGCGCGGCCUUGAUCUACGAGACGACGCAGUCGGUGUAUUCCUUCCCGUCGGCCCCGUGGUCUCAGCACCACGUGAGGUGCACGACGGCACAGAGUACUCGCACCGUUGAGAGGUUUCGUUGGCACAUUUUGCUAUCUACUGCAACAGGCACUUUGCUCCCAAUCACUUCUGCAAAGGAGGUUGCAGCACAUACUUGACAGCUCCCCUGUGCACCAUGAGUGCACCGAGCAAUGCGCAAGGCAAAUCGUCUCAAUUGGCGGUCAAGGCAUCAGCAGUCACCACCAAACAUGGUGACGAGUCUCGGGACCAGAAGGGCGUCUUGUUUUCUACUCUUUCUCAGGCAAUCGGACCUCCCCCAGCCUCUGCACUGGCAGUACCACUUGACCGGAUUCACACUGGCAAAACGGCAAAGCAUUUGGUGGCUUCCGAGCCUGUUGAUCUGAGCAGCAAAGAUACUGCCGCAGCGCAGGAGCAAAAUGCCAUCACCUCGACUUCGCAUUCCAGCAAGAGGUCAAGUGGCAGCAAAGUGGAGUGCAAAGAUUGUGGGAGGUCGGUGUCUGAUUCCAGCGCAGCGCGAACGCACAUUGAGCAACAUCACCGGGGCAAGCGGCUGUCAGACUGCUUCCCAAGUGCGAGCACGAUGCUGUGUGGAGAGGAAGACUGCACUUUCGAGUGGUUUGCAAGAUCUGCCGCCCCCUUUGCUACGCAUUGCGCUACCGCGCACGAUUGCAUGGACGGUGGCGUAGCAGCUUUUGGCAAAGUUUACGAGCCGUGCAAGCAGUGUCUCCGGUGCUUUGGCUGCUUCAAGAACUCGGCGGCCCUGCGUAAGCACAAAUCGCGCGCAAAGUGCACGCCUUACAAACCUCCCCUAGUGCCAUACCGCCCAAAGCCGGCUAGAGACAAGCCCAUAGCAAACCCCAAGCCUGUAGAG
Molecule: messenger RNA, 1075 nt
Organism: Monosiga brevicollis MX1
Lineage: Eukaryota; Choanoflagellata; Craspedida; Salpingoecidae
Exons: 2
Source: RefSeq, a predicted model, not a curated record